Messenger RNA from Sinocyclocheilus grahami, 1083 nucleotides. RefSeq lists its product as uncharacterized. The record is from RefSeq and is a predicted model, not a curated record. The transcript is spliced from 6 exons. Lineage: Eukaryota; Metazoa; Chordata; Actinopteri; Cypriniformes; Cyprinidae. The coding region runs from base 1 to 1083 and encodes 360 amino acids.
AUGGCUGCAGUUAAGGCAGAGCUCAGCGCCUUAAAAUCUCGCGUCGCAGACCAAGACCAAAAGAUCGAGGAGUUGAGGAAGCAGCUGGAAGGAAAGGGCAGCAGUGCUCCGGCCCACUCCGGAGGCCAGAAGAGACCCGCUUCCUCACCAGAUUGGACUCCGGAACCGAAGCGGAGACGGUCCGAAGAGCUGGACAAGAUCCUGGAGCCAUUCUGGCCAGAAAGAGCCGAUGCCCGUGAGAAGCUGACUGAAAGGCAGCAGGCCUUCUUCGGAUACAUGAUGGGCCAGCUGAAAAUCAAAGAUCGGAGAAACCUGGAGAUGAACGCGGCGGCGGUGCUCAACGAAGGAGUUUCCAGGGGCGUCUGGGAGGAGGACUGGACUCCUGCAGGCAUAAAAACCACGUUCAAGCAAUACCUUGUUGAAAAAAUUAGAAAUCACGUGAAAAAAAAUUCCUGCUUACGGGAUGCGGUGGAUGGCCGUAUCCAGGAGGAAGUCCUGAGGGCCAAGGAGUCACAAGAGAAGUGGGCAAGAGAGGGGAGGGUUAUGAAUUUCUCACAGGUCAGGAAAUUGGUCAGGGAGGACCCGUCUUGUGACUGCUUGGCCGAGUACUUCCACUCAAAGGGAUUCUUGAUCCAAGAGGGGCAUGACAGCGCUGCAAGCCAGGAGUCCGAAAUCCUUGCUCUCGCAGAGGAGGACAUGGCUGAGGUGUCCAACCACCUCAGCCAACAUAAGGGGGUUCCAGCAAAGAGCAAGACGGACUUCCGGAGCUUCUGUCUCGCCACAAUGAUGUGGGUUCAUCACCUCGGUCCUGCCAGCAUUAAAGAGUUCAAGGUCCAGGAGUGGAACGACAGAGUGCCGGAGGAAGACGGAGUCACUGUAACGCUGUCCAAAGGAGCUAUCGAGUUAAGCAAAAAAGAAGAACAUUGGUUGGACUGCUACUUUGUUCAUAUCCGGCCAGAAUAUUUAAAGGCCCAAACUCCAGAGAGAGACGACAGGGACCGGUUCUUCCUCGGGGCUUCGGGUGUCCCUCUUAGCAACCCGACAGCCGAUGUGCAAAGGCUACGACAAAAGCAAGUAUUGUAG